Messenger RNA from Mesocestoides corti, 363 nucleotides. Lineage: Eukaryota; Metazoa; Platyhelminthes; Cestoda; Cyclophyllidea; Mesocestoididae. The record is from the annotation of a GenBank genome assembly.
AUGGACCUGUGGAAUUCGUCGUACUCUGUUGGAACUGAGGACAGACAGGAAAGGGAACGUCUGCGCUGGUUCGCUGUGUCUACACCAGAAGAAGCUCGUCAGCUUUUGAUGGUGGGUCGGUGUUGUCAGCAAGUCGGUGCAACGAAGCUGAACCAAAUCAGUUCCCGUUCGCACUGCCUGUUUUCGAUCAAGGCCAUGCGUGCCGCCAACAAGGAUAGCCCUCGUUUCGUUCGCGUGAGCAGCCUUACGUUCUGCGAUUUGGCGGGAAGUGAGCGUUGUGAGAAGGCAGCAACGCUUAAUCAGGCGCAUCGUCUGCGUGAGGCGAACAACAUCAACGCUAGUCUUCUUGCUCUGGGGAAGUAA